Molecule: messenger RNA, 1838 nt
Organism: Daucus carota subsp. sativus
Lineage: Eukaryota; Viridiplantae; Streptophyta; Magnoliopsida; Apiales; Apiaceae
Exons: 3
Coding region: 137-1603 (488 amino acids)
Biological process (GO): carbohydrate metabolic process
Molecular function (GO): hydrolase activity, hydrolyzing O-glycosyl compounds
Source: RefSeq, a predicted model, not a curated record
CAUGUACUGAGACACACCUGACACACUUACUAGAUAACAACAUCACUGACCAAAAGAGAGAGGGAGAAAAGGAGAAGGGGAGAGAGAGAGAGAUUACUCCUACAUUUCUCUUCCAUUGGAACCCUGUACAUUGAAAAUGUUGAAGAUGGGGUGGCUUCUUCACUUCCUCUUCCUCUGUUUACUAGCAUCAGGUCAAGAAGACUCACUCAAAAUCUUAACUCUUUACAACUCAAACCCACUGGCUUCUCACACAUUUUCACACACUUACGAAACCACAGCAGUUAAUGUUGGUCAGGAGUAUCUUAAUGAGGUCUCAGGUAGUAUUCUCAUGGCAGAAAGUUGGGUCAGAACCAAUGUUCUUGCUCACUACCCAUCCACAGAUGUAUCUACCAUACUUGUUGGUCACAAUCUACUCUGCACUAAAACUCAAAAUGAGGUCUUGAAAACUAUUUUACCUGCUGUUAAGAACAUAUAUCAUUCUCUUGUGAGGUGGGGUUUGGAGAAGAAUAUUAAAGUCUCAGCUUCUUUUCCAACUAGUUGCUUAAGCCCAUCUUCUUCUAUGUAUCAAAAUGAUCUGGCUGACUUGUAUUUUAGACCCCUGCUUAGCUUUUUGCAAGUCAUGAACUCAACUUAUUCAGUAAGCCCACCUUCACAUUUGGAUAGUGUUUCUGAUGAAACCCUAAAAUUGGUGAACUCUCACUUACAAUCCAUGAGGAAUCUUGGGUUUUUAGACCUUAAGAAGAUUAAUGUGGUUGUUAGAAACCCGAAAGAGGCGAAACCAACAAUGAGAAAACUUUCUUAUAUUGUAGAGCCAUUCCCAGCAAGGCCAACCCCUGUAGCCCCAACUCAUUCUCCCUAUGGUUCGUCUGUUCCUGCCUUUGCAGCUAAAAGCCCUCUUCCUCCGCUUGUCGGGACAACCUCACCACCCCCAUUGUUGCAUUCCCUUCCUCCGUUGGUCGGGACAACUUUACUACCACCCCCAUUAUCACACCCCCUUCCUCCGAUAGCUGGAACGGUCUCACCACCCCCACUGUCAGGCCCCCUUCCUCCAAUAGCUGGAACGGUCGCACCACCCCCACUGUCAGACCCCCUUCCUCCGAUAGUUGGAACAGUCUCACCACCCCCAUUAUCACACCCCCUUCCACCGAUAGUUGGAACAACUUCACCACCUCCAUUAUCAGUCCCCUUUCCCCCACAACUCCCUCCAUUAGUAGGCCCUGCAAACCCGCCCUUUGGUUUUGGCUGGCCACCAUGUAAUCCAUCCGGUGGUGGCAAUGUAGGUGCGCCACCAGUAUCUGUUCCGAUGCCAAGUCCACAUACUGGACUUUGGUGUGUUGCAAAGCCUAGUGUGCCAGCAGACACACUGCAGCAGGCAUUGGAUUAUGCCUGUGGCGAAGGCGGUGCUAAUUGUGAUGCUAUUGGCCCACAGGGUAGUUGUUACUUUCCGGAUAGUCUUGUGGCACAUGCUUCUUACGCUUUCAAUAGCUACUGGCAGAGGAAUAAAGAUAAUGGUGGAACUUGUGGUUUUGGAGGAACAGCGAUGCUAGUCAAUGCUGAUCCAAGCUACCAACAUUGUCAAUUUCUCAGGGGCGGAUUAUAUUGAUGGAAAUGUUGGAACUGUUCGAGUCUUUUGCUAGACGGGUAGGAUUGUCUUUUGCAGCUAAGUGGAAUUUGUUGUACUUCCCACUUUGAUUUUCAAUGUCUAAUUUAGCAGAUUACUCAGGAGGACAUUGAGAAUUUUUGUCUAUUGCUUUACUAGUUAUGAGGGCUCUAAUGCACAAAAGAAAGACUUGAACUUUACUUUCAUGGUGGAUAUAACAGAUUUCUAUUUGCUUUAA